Molecule: messenger RNA, 1146 nt
Organism: Durusdinium trenchii
Lineage: Eukaryota; Dinophyceae; Suessiales; Symbiodiniaceae
Source: the annotation of a GenBank genome assembly
AUGGCGAUCUUCCAACCGCAGAUGGCUAAAGCCUUUGGGAGGCUUAGUGGGUUGAGCUACUGUGGGCUCUCGCUGGAAACUCCUGCAGUGGAGAACUGUCCCGAAUGCAGAGCGGCAGGCUUUGAGGUGGUGAAAGGAUCUGUCGAACCGUUCUCGGUGGAGAUGACCUACCACAACACGACCUACCAAGAUGCCAACUUCUGGAUCUUGGGCGAGCUGCAGUUCUUAGAUGUGGAGGUGCAUGGCAGAAAUGCCAGCGUUGAAGAGGCAGCCGGCUGCUUCGUGACCGUGCGAGGGAGCGCCAAUUCGGCGAACUGGGUCCAGAACAGCAUGAUGGAUGCGGUGGAUCCCCAAAUCCAGGGAUGCAAGGGCUGCGGCGUCCGAGAGGGUUAUUACAGCGCCUAUCAAGCAAUCGUUGGCCCUGUAACAGACUACUUUGACAAGCAUGGCUGCGGAAAGGGACAGAAUCCCAUUUGGGUCAGCGGUCAUUCCUUGGGCGGUGCCGUUGCCCACCUCUUGAUCGCUGGGCUCACGGGGCUUGGUUACACGGUGGCACUCUCCUAUGUCCUGGAGCCCGCAUUGAGUGGGAACGAUGCUUUCCGAAACUUUUUCGUGGAGAAAGUCGCUAAAGAUCACCCACCGGUGCCUGCAUUCAGCCUGACCAACGGCUGGGACUGGGUGCCACGCAUGCCAUCUGACAUGAUGCACGGGUAUGUCCCGAUCCCUUUCGACAUCCACUCUGAUCCGUGGUCGGGUUCCUUGUCCGUUUGCUUUGAUUCCCUGGCGGAGCUUCUACCCGCCGCUUGCAGUCCUGACUUGAAGUCUUGGUGGACCGUGGCCUCCUUGACUAUCGACCACACCAUCCUGUGGUACGCUCCCAAUAACCACAUGAUCCUGGAUAACAUGGUUUCCGAGGUCUGCAAGGCUCAUCCAAACCGACUACUGCUUGCGUAUCAAUUGACGACAGCAGGUGUAUACAGCUUCAUGUAUGGCAGCGGACUUUCAGGGUUUGCACUGAAGCUGAACUUCAUCCUCCUUUUUUCGUGCUGCUCAGUCGGAUGGUGCAUUUUUUGCUGCUGCUUCCAUUGCUGCGGACAACCCCCUAAGUACCAAAAGAUCCACCCAAAGAGUCGAGAAAUGCCGUGA